Molecule: messenger RNA, 1083 nt
Organism: Cladocopium goreaui
Lineage: Eukaryota; Dinophyceae; Suessiales; Symbiodiniaceae
Source: the annotation of a GenBank genome assembly
AUGCCGGGGGCAGUUGCGUUCUUGAAGCAGGAUGCUCUUCACAAUUUCCAUUCGGAAACUGCGACUUCAUCAACAUGGGCACCAGAUGUCUCUUGCUGCAUGACUUCCACCAUGACCUUCGUAUCUGGCAGCCUGGAUGGCUUGACUGGUCCACCGACUCCUUUUGCUUUACGAGUCAGGCCGUGGCUGAUCUUAAUCUUUGCCAUGCUGGGCUUCGUAGGGCUGGCGCGCUUGGCUUUGUUAGAUGUGACUGGAGGACUCUUCCUGGUGCUGGCCGUCUUCAUCGGCUACAUGGCCAUCAGGAAAGGGAUGAACAUCGCCUGGUUGCUAUGCCUGGCGAUGAUCCUGUUCCUGAAUUCAAUGCUUGAUGGCUUUCUAGUACUCGCGCUGGGACUUCGAACCCAGUGGGACUUCUUCUUCAAAAAACAGCCUUGGUAUUUAUUUCUUGGACGGUUCUUGACCUUCAUAGGGCCCAUGUUGGAGCUGGUUGGUGCCUACCUCUCCUGGGCCAUCUACAAGGACCACAUGGAGCAUAUUCCCAGCAGCGAGGUAUUUCUCGUCCCAGAUAGCCAGGUGUCCUACCACUCCACCGAGCCGCCACGGCCGCCGCCGCCGCGGCCCGGCUUCGCCGCCUUCAGUGGCCCUGCGCACCGCAGAGCUGGAGCUGCCACAGAUUCAAAGCCGUGCAUCGUGUCACCCUUCCGUGUCAAAGCCGAGACGUGCCCGGACAAUCCGCGGACGCAGCAAAAGGGCUUGAUGCAGCCGAAGUUGAAGUGCAUCUGGGUGUUGUGUGACCUUGGCGAGCUCUUUGGCUUUGUGGUGGAUUCUGGUGCAGGAUUCCUAGUGGAGGCUCCCGAAGCUCCAGUGCAUCCAACCAGCUUCGGUGGUCAUGGACACCACGCGCCGCCCGGCAAUCCACAGGAAGCAUUAGAACAGGCGAAGGCUGGGUUCAAAACGUGUAUGCUAGGCUUCAUGGCGUCCAGUGCCGCCUUGCUCAGUUCCUAUGUCACGUGGAGUUUAGAGAAGGAGCAUUUCGAACAUGAAGUGCAUGAGCAUCAUCAACGUCAUGGCGCAAGGCACUAA